Messenger RNA from Phytophthora sojae, 936 nucleotides. RefSeq lists its product as hypothetical. The coding region runs from base 10 to 825 and encodes 271 amino acids. The transcript is spliced from 2 exons. NCBI's taxonomy places the organism in Eukaryota, Oomycota, Peronosporomycetes, Peronosporales, Peronosporaceae. The record is from RefSeq and is a predicted model, not a curated record.
GUGGCGAGAAUGACCCAAGUGUGCGCGGCGCUGGCGCUGGCCACGGCAAUGCUGACGGCCUCCUCUGCGGCAGAGAAGAAGAAGGAGGCGGCGGACGACGAGCUGGUGCUGGGGCUGUUCACGCCCAAGUGCUUCGAGGCCUUCGCGACGCACCACGACUUCGCCAACGUCGAGUGUAUCAAGGCUGUGGUCAGCAAGGCGCUGAGCUACGCCAUCAUCACGGGCAGCCUGAUCCUCAAGCUGCCGCAGAUCCUCAAGAUCCUGGGCGCCAAGGACGUCACGGGGCUCACGCCGAGCGCCUUCUACAUGGAGGUGGUGCUCUACCUGUCCAGCACCAUCUACAACCUGCUGCGCGGCUACCCGCUGAGCACGUGGGGCGAGAACCUCGUGAUUCUGGCGCAGAACGUGAUUCUGGUGCUGCUGCUGUGGGCCUUCUACACACCCAAAAUCCCGGUCUCCACGCGCUUCGGACUCGUGGUGGUGUUCGCUGCCAUGGCGGGCGGGAUGCUGUCCAUCCCGGACGAGUACCAGUGGCUGCUGGCCUCUGCCGGCAUCCCCGUGAGCAUCGUGGCUCGUACGCCUCAGAUCCUGUCGAACUUCAAGCAGGGCCACACGGGCCAGUUGGCGCUCAUUACGCUGGUGCUCAACCUGGCCGGCUCCAUUGCGCGCUUGUUCACGACGCUGCAGGAGACGGGCGACCCGGUGCAGGUGGCGGGCUUCGGUGUGACCAUCGUGCUCAACGGCACGCUCGUGCUGCAGGUGCUGCUGUUCUGGGGAGCUACCAACAAGGCCCUCGCCGAGGCGUCCAAGAAGAAGGCUCAGUAAGAGAUCGGUCGAGUGAGUGAGAGCUGCGUGCUACAGUACAGUAGAGCUCAUGCCGCAGCUUUGGCGGCUGUCGGGGUGUUAUUCUGUAACAAGCCGUGUUGUUGGCCGUCC